Aspergillus neoniger CBS 115656 is the source of this 725-nucleotide messenger RNA. RefSeq names its product DPY30/SDC1 family protein. The transcript has 2 exons. The coding region runs from base 339 to 602 and encodes 87 amino acids. NCBI's taxonomy places the organism in Eukaryota, Fungi, Ascomycota, Eurotiomycetes, Eurotiales, Aspergillaceae. The record is from RefSeq and is a predicted model, not a curated record.
CACAGUACAACUUCUCCGUCGCGAUCCCCACAGGCGGAGCAAGUUGCAACUGCUCCGCUUUUGUUUUACUUCUGUCUUGAAUUUCUUAAAUUUGCCCCCAUUAACCAAAUUCACCUCAAUUGACACCUGCAAUUCUAUUUAUUCUCCUCGUCGGAUCGCUUUCAAGCAUUCACUAAAAUUGUCUCCUCCUCCAGCAGGCAACAGCAACAUCUCAACCUCAACCUAAUCCUCCAAUACAAUCUACUACUUCUACUACCACCACUCCCUUCCCUCCCCAGAACCAACAACCAUCAUCAUCACAACCACACCCACCUCUUAACCCCGAAAAAGACAAAAUCAUGGCUUCCGACUCCGCUGCAAACACCCCCGGUGCUGACUCCGCCGCUGCAACUCCCUCCGCCACCACCACCACCACCCAGGUCCGUCCCGGCGGCGCCCCGAUUAGAAGAUACAUGAAUGAGAAGAUCGUGCCGCAUCUUCUUGAUGGAAUGACGGUCGUUGCGAAGGAGCAACCACCCAACCCCCUCCGCGUCCUCGGCGAAUACCUCAUCCAGAAGAGCAAUGAAAUCGAACAGCAGGGUGUAUCGAAGACUCCAGAGUAGACAUUCUUGUUCAAACGACCAUUGGUGCUGAUCCGUGAUGUGUUACACGAGACGAUCAACGAGCUCAUACACCAUCCCAUACCAUCUACGGUGGAAUAAAGGCUGGCUAAGAUCUCAGUGGAC